Molecule: messenger RNA, 961 nt
Organism: Haliaeetus leucocephalus (bald eagle)
Lineage: Eukaryota; Metazoa; Chordata; Aves; Accipitriformes; Accipitridae
Gene: ASB12
Product: ankyrin repeat and SOCS box containing 12
Exons: 2
Coding region: 38-961 (307 amino acids)
Biological process (GO): positive regulation of transcription by RNA polymerase II
Cellular component (GO): nucleus
Molecular function (GO): protein binding; transcription cis-regulatory region binding
Source: RefSeq, a predicted model, not a curated record
UGAUGAAAUCGGUACAUGGGAGACAGACCAAAAAAAAAUGAGCCUAAUGGAUAUCACUAAAAUGUUCUCCAUGCUCCAGCCCAGAGAAGACGAAGAUGACAACGGAGAAAGCGAGGAGCUGAACCGAGCGGUAUCUGAGGACAAUUACCAAACCCUUGAUAACCUCUUGUCCCAAGACAGGUACAAAAGGUUCAUCAACCGCCGGAGCGGCUGGGGCGUACCCAGCACCCCGCUGCGCCUGGCCGCCACGUGGGGCCGCGUCAGGAGCAUGAAGGUCCUCUUGGCCCACGGAGCGGAGGUGGACAGCCUGGACGUGAAGGCUCAAACCCCACUCUUCAUGGCGGUCAGCAACGGCCACCGGGAAUGCGUGAAGGUCCUCCUGGACGCAGGGGCCAACCCCGUCGGCAGCAUCUACAACAACUGCUCACCGCUGCUCAUCGCCGCGAGGGAUGGGAACGUGGACAUCCUGCGGCAGCUCCUGGAUCACGGCGCAGAAACCAACGUUCAAGCGAGAUUGCCUGAGUGGGCCGCCAACUCGGUGGCUUGUUCUGGUCCCCUCUACCUCGCCGCCGCGUACGGGCACCUGGAGUGUUUCAAAAUGCUGUUGCUUUACGGUGCCGAUCCCGACUAUAACUGCACCGAGGAGAGGGUGAUCGCCCAGAUCAAGGAGCCCAAGACUCUGCUGGAAACCUGCCUGAGGCACGGCUGCAGGAGCGAGUUCAUCGAGCUGCUUAUUGACUUUGGAGCCAACGUGUACUUGCCCAACAUCACGGUAGAUGAGAUGGCACCCCGCAGCGAGGGCCUGGAGCUGCUGCUGCAGGCGAGAGCUCAUCCCAAGUCCUUGAUGUCCCAGUCCAGGCUGGCGAUGAGACGUCUCCUGAAGCAGGCUGGCCGCCCGCAUGCCCUCGGCGAGCUGGACGUCCCGACGGUCCUGGCGAACUACCUCCGACACCAGCCAUGA